Messenger RNA from Gymnodraco acuticeps, 665 nucleotides. RefSeq names its product formin-binding protein 1-like. Gene Ontology annotation, biological process: signal transduction. The record is from RefSeq and is a predicted model, not a curated record. NCBI's taxonomy places the organism in Eukaryota, Metazoa, Chordata, Actinopteri, Perciformes, Bathydraconidae. Gene Ontology annotation, molecular function: protein binding.
UCCGGACGGCAGCUACACUGAAGACAACAGCGCUGAGCUUCACUUCAAGUCCCGCAGCUCCGAGUUUGAUGAUGACUUCGAUGAUGAAGAACCAUUACCGAGCAUCGGCACCUGCAAGUCCCUCUACCCGUUUCAAGGUCAGAAUGAAGGCACUCUGUCGAUGGUGGAGGGGGAACUACUUUCUGUUGUGGAAGAAGACAAAGGUGACGGCUGGACAAGAGUACGGAGGAACCUGGAGGAGGAGGGAUAUGUCCCCACCUCCUACAUCAAAGUCUUCCUGGAAAGCAGUGCCAAAGGCUUUGUGCAGAGUAGUCGGCUAGUCUAGCCAGAGAGGACGUCCCGCCACAGGAAGUGAUGUAAAGGAAAGGUAACAGCUUUUCAUUGGACAGUUAACCUCUGAGAUAUGUGAGCCAAUCAGAGGACAGACUGCUGUCAGUACCUGAUGGAGGACUGCGACAUCAGCAGGAAUUAGACAGAUCCCAGAAACAGGUCAAAGACCAGGGAUUAGACAGACCCACCUUAAUCAUUACUCAUCAUCAGCUCAGAUUUUAUAUUAGUUUGUUUAAAUGUGUAACAGAGCUGCAGGAUGUAGUACUUUUGUGUUGGUCCCUGAAGGCAGCAUCUCCCUGGUCCAAUGGGCUUUCUCCAUGUGGUUUUGGAUAAUU